UGUAGUAAGAUCUGGCAACACACCCACUGCGUGCUAACGUAUGGGGGGAAACUGGAACGUGGAUGAUGCAUGAAUAUUUUGGUUCUAAAAUGUCACAUCUAUUUUGAAAAUGCACACAGUGCUGCUGGUAGAAAUUUUCUCGUCAUAAUAUCUUUAUUGCACCAUUUUUUUCUCUUUUAACCGGACUGUUUUUAUUACUGACUCUCAGGACAAAAUACAGCAUUUGUUACGAUAACGAAUUACGAGCGCAUAGUAACGGCUGCUCUUGUUUACGGCGACAGAAGAGUCUGUUGUUUUUCCACUAUGCGGCAUUCCCCGGGGAACGAAACUUCACUGCUGCCGCACGCUAGCUUAUGACACUGCAUCUCUGUGUUUCUCAAUUACAGCUUCUUACGUAAACAGGCCGAAACCCUGCUCCUAAAACCACCUCUGGUCUUCAAGUGUCGGGUUAGCACCGAAACACCGGCAUUACAAGCUGUGGCAUUUUAAUUAGAUCUCAAGCUGUAGCGCGACAGAUGUCAGAGCGUCAUUUGGGCGUCAUGGUGACAUGCAGUCCAGUGUUAAUGCCGCAUUGUGUCCUGCCAGGCUUUCUACGCUCAGUUUAAGCUCGAUAGUCGAAGGGACGCUGGAACGUUUGGUCAGAAUCUUUGAGCGAGAACGCAGGCGACGAUGUCGGCGUGACCGCCACAUGCUUUCAAAGCGAGGAUCAAACCUAUAGACAGGACGGAGCCGUAUUGAACAUACAGCGACUACGUGAGAGAGCCUACCUACAGUUUAGAGUCUGCUAAUGCAAGCAUUUUCAAGGAUACCUAUUCUUCCCACACAUCAAGUAUCACAGCCCUGAAUUUGCAUGCCUGCAGCCAAGUCCAUGAAUUUACACAUUUGGUUGCUAUGAAACUGCCAGGGAGGGUUAAAAGCCUCAUUGAAUUCGGAUAAUUCUGUGAAGGCCUUGAUUUCAAUGCAGACUCCCGUUGCAGGAUCAGUUGUUCUGUUUGAGGUGGAUUGCACAUGCCUAAAGGAGCAUGAAACAAUUCAGCAUCAUCUUUUUGACUGCGUUAUCUUCAAUUUCCCUCACUGUGGGCGUAAAAGUGGAGUGAAGAAGAACCGCAUCCUGCUGGUGAAAUUUUUCCAAAGUGCCGUUGCAGUCCUUAAGGACAAUGGGGAAGUGCACGUCACCUUGUGCAAUGGCCAAGGAGGCACUCCAUGUGACAGUCCAAUGAGGGAAUGGCACAAUAGUUGGCAGGUGGUUGCCAUGGCAGCAGAAUCAGGGCUAAUUCUUAGUGAAAUCCGUCCCUUUGACUGUGAAAUGUAUCAAGGUUACAGAUGCACUGGUUACAGGAGUCAAGACAAAGGUUUCCAUGUAGAGGGAGCUUUGACCCACAUCUUCACUCGGAGUCUCCCGCACAUCGUGCCAGAAAAACUGAAAAUGGAGAAAACCGUUGGGAAGGAGACAAUUUGCUUUGAGCUUCCGGCAGAGUUGAGUAAUUAUAUGAACAGGGAUUUCCUUGGUCAGCAGUCACAUCAUCCAGUGAAAACAGUCCAGGAGCAGUUACUUAGAGAGCUAAAGUCAAUCUGGCCUGUGUGCACUAUGAAUGAAGACUUCCCAGAACUGGUGAGCUGCCUGCCAGAAACGCCAGAAGCGUGUGACUCAACUCUAACCCACUCAGAUGUCUACUGGAUUAAACCUACUGACACCUAUAUAUUUGACCAAAGUGAAAACGACCAAAAUGACUGUGAGUCUAUGGAUGAUCAACAAAGCUUUACAGGCAGCUAUGCACUACGACCAUCUCUGCUGUUGCAUGUCCAAGAGGUCACCCAGAAUGAGGACUUCAGCCCUGGUACUCUUCAUGCAGUCAGUGGCCUGGUCUUUCAGAGAGUACCCAUUUCUCCAAGCCGUUCUCCAGCAUUCCAUCAGCUUCUAUUGGUGGGAAUGUUCCCUGCAGAAUCGCAUCCCGUUCAGUGCUUCCAAGAUUGUUUAGAGUCGCUGCUCUCUUCUUACGGCGUCUCCUUUGAGGAGGCACAAACAGGUAUAGAGCAGCAAGUGUGGAUGAAUUCAAAGAUGCUGCCCAAGUUUGGGCGGAUCACAUAUCUGCCCUCUUUUUCCUCGGCCCUUGAUGAAGGUUUACAGUUAAUCGCUGUCUCAAUAAACUUGGAUCAUUUAGCUACGCUGAUUUUUGGCAUUUCUGACUGGCGCUUACUUUGGAGCACCGAUCCUCGGUUUCUUAAGCAUUUCGAGCUCAAUCCACUUGGACCUUUCAGUCCUUUCUCCCUUUACCCACCAAGCUACUUGCAUGAUAUCAGUUUCUGGAUGGAACCAGAAAGCUAUGAUGAACUGGACUUCCAUGCGCUUGUGCGAGAGGCUUCUUGCGGUGCUGUUAAGCAUGUGGCAUUAGUCGAUCGCUUUAGACACCCACACAUGGGUCAUGCAAGCCUCUGCUAUAGGCUGACGUAUCAGUCGCCAGAUCGCGCCCUCUCGCACAGCCAGGCAUUGGGACUGCAAAAUCAGCUCCGGAGACUAUUACCCCUGCGUCUGCAGGUGACUCUGAGGUGAUUGAAGCAACAGUGGAUCAGAUGGAAGAAUGAUUUCAAUUUAAAAUUUUUAAAGAUAAUGGUUAACUUUAAAGGUCAGAAGAGUGAGUCUGAUUUGUUCUGCAGGGUUUUUUUUUUUUAUAAAUAAAGAAAAAGAGGUAAAAUUUUAGCAAGUACAAUGGAUAUUGUUCCUAUUUAUUUAAAACUGACAUAUCAAACUAUUUAUUCUAAAGGGAUUAUUUGUGGCUGUGUUUGAAAUCCUGUCAUGUUUACAUAUAGCUUAUUACGCUAAUUAAUCAAAAUUUGACAUCAUAAAUAUUGUGGGUUUAAUAAGAUAACGAAGAAAUGUUUACAAAUUUCAGUAGUACUGUGUUACUUUUCCUUGUUGUUUAGAGCUUUGCAAUGAGAAAAAAAAAAAAAAAUAAAUACAGUGCCUUGCAAAAGUGUUCAUACCCCUUUAUUUUUUUUCACGUUUUAUGUUGCAGCCUUAUGUUAAACUGCUUUAAAUUACUUUUUUUCCCCCACAUUAAUGUACACUCCAUACAUCAUAAUGACAAAGCAAAAAACUAAUUUGUGACAACUUUGCAAAUUUAUAAAAAAAUAAAACACUAAAAUAAGUGCAUUGUAUAAGUAUUCAUACCCUUAACUCAGCACCUUUACAGCCCCAGGUCUUUUUGGGUAUGAUGCGACAAGCUUUGCACAUCUGCAUCUGGCAAUUAUCUACCAUUCUUAGCCUCACCUCUCAUGCUCUGUCAGCUUGGAUGGGGGCUGAGAGACAUUUUCAGGUUUCUCCAGAAAUAUUUGAUUGCGUUCAAGCCAAGGCUCUGGCUGGGUCACUCAGGGACAUUCACAGAGUUGUCUGUAAGCCACUCUUGCUGUGUGCUUAGGGUCAUUGGUCUGUUGGAAGGUGAACCUUCCGUCUAGUCUGAGGUUCUGAAUGCUCUGGACUGGGUUUUCAUUAAUGCUAUCUCAAUAUUUUGGUGCACUGAGCUUUUCUUCUACUCUGAGUCCCUCAGUCCCUGCCGCUAAAACAAACAGCUCCACAGCAUGAGGCUGAUACCAGCACACUCUUGGUUUCCUUCAAACAUGAUGCUUGGAAUUGAGGUUCUUCAGACCAGAGAAUCUUGUUUCUCACAGUCUGAGGGUCCUUUAGGUGUUUUUUAUUGCAAAUUCCAAGUGGGUUUUCAUAUGUCUUCACGGAGGAGAGGAUUGAGCUUGGCCACACUGCUGUAAAGACCGACUUGGUGGAGUGUUGCAGUGAUGUUUGUCCUUCUGUAAGUUUUUUCCUUCUGCAUAUAUGAUCAUGGAGCUCAACUAGAGUGACCAUCUGCUUCUUGGUCACCAGUAUAACCAAGCCCUUUCUCCAUCAAUUGCUCAGUUUGGCCAGGAGGCCAGCUCUAGGAAGAGUCAUAGUUGUUCCAAGCUUCUUCCAUUAUGGAUAAUGGAGGAUACAUGCUUCUGUGAACCUUCAAUGCAGCAGAAUUUCAUUCUGAACUCUUUCCUAGAUCUGUGCCUUGACGCAAGUCUGUAUCUCAGCUCUACAGACAGUUAAUUUAACCUCAGGGCUUGGUUUUUGCUCUGAUAUGCAUUUUCAGCUGUUAGAUCUUUUCUGAGAGGUAUGUGCCUUUCAAAAUCAUACUCAUUCAAAUGAAUUUGGCACAGUUUAACUCCACUUGAAGUGUAGUAACAUCUACAAGCGAUAUGAGUGCUCCUGAGCUACAUUUCGAGUGUCCCAGAUGAAUACUUAUGCAGUGGAAUAUUUUCAGGUUUUUCUUUUAAAUUUCUAAUAAAUUUGCAAAGUUGUUACAAACCUGUUUUGUGCUUUGUCAUUGUUGAUGUAUCAAGUGUAGAUUGAUGUGGAAAAAGUAAUUUAAAGCAGUUUAACAUAAGGCUGCAACAUAAAACAUGAAAAAAAAAAAGAAAAAAAUGAGAAAAGAAGGGGUAUGAAUACUUUCGCAAAGCACUGUUUUACAAAUUGCAUUCUCUCCUAUAUUAAUUAAUUAUGCAUGUUUAGGGAUCUGUUCAGUUAGGCAACUUAUAUAUGUAAUUAUUGAUCCACAACUGUAAAUCAUUUAAUCUGAUGCAUUUUUAAAGAACUAACUUAAAUAUUUUUCUAGCUUCUUUGUAUUGCAUAUGUGUGUUUACAUUAUCUCUGAAGCUGCAUUUGAUACUGUGAUAUUUCAGGAAUGUAUAUGUUUAUGUCUAGGAUUUUAUGAUUAUUUGUAACUGUAAAUUGUUAUAUUGCUAUAUUAUUUAGACUACAAAGGUGAAGUGUGUCAUUCCUCAAACUAACAAAAUUUCAAAAAUUAUGGUUGUUGUCACAGAUUACCUGAAAACUAACCUGUUUUCCAUUGUUUGGUCAAACAGUUUCUGAACCUGAAAAGACUGGCUUGAAUUCCAUAGAUAGAUUAAUUAUAUAUGAAUUCCAUGUGCAAAAUAUUUAUAUCUUAGACUCAUGACACGUAUCUAAACACAGAUGCACACUAGAGUAAUAUUUUGUAAGGUGCAGAGUCCAGCAGUUGCAAAUCUAACAUCAUAAAUGUUAACCACAUGGUCUGUCAUUAAAUAGUUUUGUUUUUUUUUUGGA
This is a messenger RNA of Labeo rohita (rohu), 5116 nucleotides long. It is a transcript of the gene fdxacb1, whose product is annotated as ferredoxin-fold anticodon binding domain containing 1. Gene Ontology annotation, molecular function: rRNA (uridine-N3-)-methyltransferase activity. The transcript has 6 exons. Gene Ontology annotation, cellular component: cytoplasm. Gene Ontology annotation, biological process: rRNA base methylation. The coding region runs from base 959 to 2551 and encodes 530 amino acids. Lineage: Eukaryota; Metazoa; Chordata; Actinopteri; Cypriniformes; Cyprinidae. The record is from RefSeq and is a predicted model, not a curated record.